CUAACCAUGAAUCUUCAAACGUUAUUCCAAGACUUCAAUCCUGGCAAGUUCUUGGUGCACUGCUGCCUAAUGGUAUUCACGGUGUUAUUUGCUCUCCGAAAGGACGAUGUCAUAGAAUGGAGCUACUGGUCCGUUUUUAGCCCGAUAUGGUUUUGGAAAGGCAUGGUAAUCUUGGGGGCAACGGUUGGAAGCUAUAUCUGGUGGAGGCAUCCCCAUGCUAGGCUGGAAGGCGAAGCCUAUGUUCAUUAUAAAGCAAUGCUGAUCACUUUAGCACUACACCUAAUUUUGUUGAUGUUUGAAUUACUUGUCUGUGACAAGCUAGAAUCCGGAAGACACUUGUGGAUAUUAGUCUUCAUACCACUGAUUUUUAUAUCAAUUGUAUCGAUAGCUGUAUGCAUUUGGGCUGUGAAACACGAUCGAUCAUUUGAGCUGGAAUUAUUUUGUGCAGUCAAUGUGUUACAAUUUAUAUUUAUUGCUCUGAGAUUGGAUGGUUUUAUCUCAUGGAGUUGGGAAGUUGUAUUUGUACCUCUCUGGGCAUUGUUAUGUUUGUCUCUAGUUGCUGUAUUAUAUGCCAUUGUUUUUGCCGCCGUCUUACUUAGAACUCCACAAAUAAAUGCGCGGCAAAGGCGGACGUCAUUAAAUUCUGCAUUGGGAUACACUUUUCUUGUAGUUCCCAUUUUAGUAUUCCAGGUGUUAUUAGCUAAUAAAUUAGACGGUGACCUGAUCAAGUAUACAACUGUGGCUAUGCCGUUGCUAGUUUCUCACAUCACUCUUAUAAUAAUGUCAUUUGGAGCCAAAGGCGGAAAUAGAUGGUGGUUCGGCAUCAGAAAAGAUUUCUAUCACUUCCUCCUGGGGUUGUGUCCAUUGCUUCAAGAGUACGGUAAUAUUUCAUACCAACCAAGGGGUGAAGCCGAUCAGCCACCUUCAGAGCCGAUGGUGUCUGAAAAAAGUCAAAAGCGUAUCAAGAAACACGACCUAACUAAACCUGUUGUGCCUGUAGAGAUCAUAGACAUGCCUGACUGAUCAUCUAAUCAUAGGUGCUUGUACAAAACGAAUUUAAUUAGGUCCACCUGGUUAACCCUCGGUUCAAAUCAUCACAAUAAUUGUUCAUAACGCAAUCGAAUAUAUAGGUCUUCGUCUUAAUUACAUCAGGAUUGAGCCAAAGUAUCCCAAUUUUGAAAAAUCAAAUCUUGAAAUUCUGCCCUUAAUGAUUAAAAAGGAGUCGACAUUAACUAAAACGAUACUCUCUAAAUUGAUCUGUCAGAUAUCAAUUUAAUUGAUAUUUCUUUGCUGCUUGUAAGUAUGCAUAUAGUGCAUUGAACUUUGAAAUAAGUUACUUGAGACAAGUCGAAGGACUCCUAAUUAUUAGUUUAUUCUGCCAAAUGAUUGCUGAUCAGAUUUGUGACGGGAAACAGCUGAGGCAUGUUGAUAGUUACCUCAUCGUUUGAAUCGAAUGGUAAGUUUCAAUUGCAAUAUGAUUGACCAAUCAAACCUACACAGUAUUGAAUUUCGUCCUUGGCUAAAGUUUUUCAAAGUUUUCCCAAAUAACUGCAUGAUUGGCUUCUUAAAUUUACGAAAUCUCGGGAAAUUUUUUCGACUCACUUCAGAUUGUGAUUAAACGUUAAAAACUGCAAAAAUAAGAUAUGUUCGUUCAAUAGCUCUAUGCGUUUUGGGAAAAUUUCAAGAAGGUUCUGUAACGCGGGAUACUAAGGGAAAAAUUGCGAAUAAGUUGCCACGUAUCAUUUGUAAAAAAGUUAUUAGUAUGGAACUUUUACCAUUUAUAUAUGUUUAGUUAUAUUCCUGGGAUCAAUGGUAAGCCAAAUGUCCAGUUGGAUGAUCAAGUUUUGUCUCUCGUCCAUGACUGCUCAAGGGAUUUCUUUUUGAGUAUUAUCUUUUGGAAUUCUACCAACUCGAGUAGUAGAAUAUUACUUGUCAAGUGUUGAGCAAUGAUAAAGUAAAUGAAAAUGUUGUUAACAUGUUGCCUGACAAUCGAUAUACGCCGGGAUAUUUUGUCUCACUAAAAAAUACCAAACGGGUCAGAAAUAAAAUACAUGAAAAUU
Diprion similis is the source of this 2060-nucleotide messenger RNA. RefSeq names its product transmembrane protein 185A. The transcript is spliced from 5 exons. The record is from RefSeq and is a predicted model, not a curated record. The coding region runs from base 7 to 1023 and encodes 338 amino acids. Lineage: Eukaryota; Metazoa; Arthropoda; Insecta; Hymenoptera; Diprionidae.